UAAUUCUUCCUCUAUAUCGUUGAGGAGUGAUCGUGAUGCACGGCAAUCGCCUACACCAAGAGGACGCGGGUCAAAAUCGAAUGCGAAAAGCUCAAGGAAGUACAGCCGCACAGUCUCCAAGGAGCUAGAUGGGGAUGUAGAAGACCUAUUGACCGACGGGAAUAGUGUCCCUCCAGAUGACUCCGUUCUCAGUGAAGCUAGCGAAGGCUCAGAGGAUGAGAUAGCCGACAAUCUAUUGGGCGGGGAAUCUGACUAA
Messenger RNA from Acaulospora colombiana, 256 nucleotides. NCBI's taxonomy places the organism in Eukaryota, Fungi, Glomeromycota, Glomeromycetes, Diversisporales, Acaulosporaceae. The record is from the annotation of a GenBank genome assembly.